AUGGGGAUGAAGGGCUCGGUCAGAUUCGCCACUGUCGAUGAAGUGUUCAAGAUGACUGGUCUCAAGCCUGGGUCUAUACCGCCGUUUGGCAGCUUAUUCGGGAUCAGAACGGCAUGUGACAAUGCACUAAAGGACGAACCGAGUAUAAACUUCAAUGCCGGAGAUCACAGUAUAUCCAUUCAGAUGACAUUCGAAGAUUAUGCAAAAGCCGAAGACCCUCUCCCUGCAGAUGUGACAAACGCCCCGACUCCCGUUUCUUAA
Sphaeroforma arctica JP610 is the source of this 261-nucleotide messenger RNA. RefSeq lists its product as hypothetical. The transcript has 2 exons. Gene Ontology annotation, molecular function: aminoacyl-tRNA deacylase activity. NCBI's taxonomy places the organism in Eukaryota, Ichthyosporea, Ichthyophonida. Bases 1 to 261 code for a protein of 86 amino acids. The record is from RefSeq and is a predicted model, not a curated record.